Molecule: messenger RNA, 1623 nt
Organism: Psilocybe cubensis
Lineage: Eukaryota; Fungi; Basidiomycota; Agaricomycetes; Agaricales; Agrocybaceae
Exons: 12
Coding region: 1-1623 (540 amino acids)
Biological process (GO): DNA-templated DNA replication; error-prone translesion synthesis
Cellular component (GO): epsilon DNA polymerase complex
Molecular function (GO): DNA binding
Source: RefSeq, a predicted model, not a curated record
AUGGCCGAUGACCGUCAAAGGACCAUUAUCAAAAUCUUCCGGAAGUUUAGCAACUCUCUUGGACCAGAUGCUUUAUUUGAAGUGGAAAGGAUCAUUGAGGAUGCUGAAAUAGAGGACGAAGAGAUAGAAUCAAGCAUGGAGAUGCUAGCUAAGGCGUACAAUAAACAAGACGAUGCAACUAUGAAAGUUUCUGUUGAAAUUCUUAGGAGAGUGUACGAAUCACUCAAAGACCAAGGCGACGGAACAAAAGCUGAAAAAGAAUUGAUUGACCCAGACAAGCAUAUCUUCUUCAUUGAUGCCUUUGAAAUGCCUCGGUGGAUAUGGUCAACAGAACGAGGUACCUUUGAAAGACAUUCCAGCCCAUUGACCUCUGCAGGAUCGCCAGAAACGAGAGUCGCGUCCAUACGAGAUAGGCUCAACAUCAUCAAGCAAUGCGUCCUGAGAAACGAACAUUUUGCUCCGUCAACCUUGCCUUCCCGAGACCGCGAAAGGCUCGUAACUUUGAAAUCCACUAAACAAUUACUGGGACGCGCUGGCGAACGUUUUCUUCUGCUGGGGAUGUUGACGUACAAUAAAGAAGGUAAAAUAUGCUUGGAGGAUUUAGAUGGCUUUGUGGUGCUUGAUUUUUCGACCCUGGAUGAGCCCGGGGAUGGAUUGUUCAGUGAAGGGUGCUUUGCUCUGGUUGAAGGAGAAUAUACAGAAGAUGCCACUUUAGAGAUAAUUGCAAUAGGCCAACCGCCUUGUGAACCUCGUGAGGUUGCAAGGUCAAUAUACGGUCAUAUCGACUUUCUCGGAAAAGGUUCCACUUCAUUACUCGAAGACUCACAAUUCAGAAUUCGUGUAAGGGAAGAAAUACCGGAAUUAAACUUCUUCUUCCUUUCAGAUGUUUGGUUAGACCAUCCACAGACGCUCCUCGGAAUUCAAAAAAUGUUCGAUAAUUGCAUUGAAAAUGAUUUCAUUCCACAAGUUAUCGUAAUGUGUGGUAAUUUCACAAGUAAAUCAAUCGCACAUGGAAACGGAAGAGACGUUCAGAGAUAUCAAGAUAAUUUUGAUUCAUUAGCAGACUUAAUUGCGGCAUACCCAUCAAUAACGCGAACUACCCACUUUGUUUUCGUUCCAGGACCGUUGGACAUCACUGUAAAUUCUACUCUGCCUCGGCGGCCUUUGCUAUCUAGCUUUACCGGCCGGCUGAGAACAAAAUUAUCCAAAGUACAUUUCGCAAGCAACCCAUGUCGCAUAAAGUUUUUUGACCAAGAGAUCGUCAUUUUCCGGGAAGAUCUAAUGGCAAGGAUGUUACGAAAUGUCGUGGGCGUCAAACCGGAGGCAAAAAGUGAAGAUUUGAAACGAUUUUUGGUACAAUCCAUUCUCGAUCAAAGUCAUUUGAGCCCGUUUACUAUCAAUAUUCAGCCCGUACUAUCAGAUUAUGACCACAGUCUUCGCUUAUAUCCACUACCAACCGCGCUUAUCCUGGCCGAUAAGUAUGACAGUUAUAAGGUGACUUAUACUGGAUGUCAUGUCUUCAAUCCUGGAAGUUUUAUCGGGAAGUCUUUGACACUUUCUACGUAUACCCCCGCUGAGGUUAACUCUGAGGAAUGUGUGCUUGCCCUGGACGAUGAGGAUUAA